AUGGAAAAUGCUAAAUUAUUAUAUACUUGGAAUUCAUCAAUUAUAGAUCAAUGGAUAUUAAAAAUUAUAGUGAUAAAUGAUGAUAUAUUCAUAGUAUCAACUAGUAAUGGUUAUAUAAUAGGUUAUCAUUUAACUUCUUUUGCCCAAUUAUUUAAAAUUAAAGCUCAUGAUUCAUGUAUUAAUGAUAUGAUAGAACUCAAAAAUAAUAAAAUUGCAACUUGUUCCAUCGAUGGUGUUAAGAUCUGGGAUAUAAAAGAAGAAAAAUUACUUCAAAUAUUGACUAAUUCUAAAAAUUCAACUUUUUUAUCAUUAGCUUUCAAUAAUAAUUUAUUAGCGAGUGGUACUGAAUUGGUUGGCCAAGAUGCAGAAUUACAUAUUUGGGAUACUACAACUUAUACUCUAAAAAGAUCAUUUAUAGAUUCUCAUCGUGAUGAUAUUACAAGCAUUCAAUUUCAUCCAAUUUUGAAAAAUUAUUUAAUGUCUGGUUCAACUGAUGGAUAUGUCAAUAUUUAUAAUUUAAAUGAAAUUGAUGAAGAUGAUGCAUUACAUCAAGUUAUAAAUUUUAAUUCUGUACACAGUUGCCAUUUUUCAAAUAUGAAUCGAAUUUCAAUAUUAUCUCAUAUGGAAACUUUUAUAAUUCAUGAUUUAAAUGAUACAAAUUAUGAAGAUGAAAAUCAAGGGAAAUUUAUUGAAUUUGGAGAUUUAAGAAAUAAAUGGGAAAAUUGUAAAUAUGUGAUAACUAUAGAUCCAAAAGGUUUUGUAGCUUAUGGAAGUAAUAAUGAAUCGAAACUAAGUUUAAUACCAUUCAAUCCAAAGAAAGAAAAGUUCAAAGUUGAUAAAAUUGUGCACUUUCCUGAAGCUCAUGGUGAAGAAGUUGUACGAGAUUUAAAAUUGGUCGGAAAUGAUAAAGUAUUGACUUGUGGUGAAGAUGGAAGUAUAAAACUAUGGCAAUUACCUAAUAAAUUGAAAACAUAUUCCUUAGCUGAAGAUGUUGAAGACGUAGAUAUGGAAGAUUGUGAAUUAUCUAUACCAAAGGUGGAAAAAUCUAAGAAAGAUAAGUCAAGAUCAAAACAUAAAUCAAAAAAGAAAGAUAGAAAAUUUAAACCUUAUUAG
Messenger RNA from Insectozyma verbasci, 1113 nucleotides. The record is from the annotation of a GenBank genome assembly. NCBI's taxonomy places the organism in Eukaryota, Fungi, Ascomycota, Pichiomycetes, Serinales, Debaryomycetaceae.